GAGUGAGUGGCUUUGUAUGGCAGCUUGCCCGGUGGUAACCCGUCUUCUGGAAAUUCCGAAUGAUGUCAGGAGAGGACAGAUUGGUUGCUGGUUGUAAGGUUACAAAAGUGAAAGUACGCUGUUAGCUCAGAGAGAGAAUGAUUGCAGAGCUGGAGCAGAACAGAUCGCCACCGCCAACACUAUAUCACGUGUGAGUCUGCAUGGUGACUGAGGCAGCAUGACAUCACGGAGAUAUGUGACAUGCAUAUUUGUCUUUGUCUCCUUGAGAAUUGUUCACUCGUUUGGCUGCAACUUAGAAUAUUUCAGCAAGGACAAGUUGAGCAAAGAAAUGCCAGACAUCCCACUUGUGAGAACAAAGGAUCCCAAGGAUGUAAUGGAGUGUACUAUAGAAAGAGCGUGCAUGGAAAAAACUGAUUGCGGAUUAGAACACCUAUUUUUGUGCUUUCGGGAUAAAGUGCCGGAUGAACCCAGCAUCACUGAAAAGUGCAAAGGGGAUUUUUCCCAUAAGGUCACUUACCAUCACUUCCUGUGCUUGACGGCCAAGGCUGCCAAUCUUCAUGCAGUAAACUUGAGUCACAUAGGCUGCGAAUACGACGUCGUCUGCGCUGUCUAUAAACAAAUAAAGUUUGCCGGUCAGACAACAACAUUUCCACCACCAUCACCAACAACAACAGAAACUACAACAAUACCACCAACAACUACAGAAACUACAACAAUACCACCAACAACUACAGAAACUACAACUAUACCACCAAUCAAUACACUGCCAGAAAGAACAACAGUAACAGCAGUUUUGAGACCUCCAACAACAACAACAACAACAACAAGCCCACAGGGCAUUCAUGACACAAACUCACGGAGUGAAACACACAUCGGUGAAACAGAAACCUUAUCACUGAAGAUAUUAUUAGUGGUGUCAAUGAUCCUCCAUGUGGUCGUGCCGGUGGCUGUUUACCUGUACAUGCGGCGCCAAAGGCAGCAAGACUUGAGACCAGUGACUCAAACAAAUGAAACAAAUCUGACUCUGCAAGAAGUUCGUUUAAUGACUGAUGUGAUAUCAAGCGCACAGAUGCCUUCUACAAAUGGGCGAGAUGUAGAGAUGUCACAUUUAAUGCAGGCAGCUGCCUGAGUGUCACACUGUUGUCACGCAUUCAGCCCAAGAGAACGGUUAUGAUGACUGAUGAUGACAAAGAUCGCUCUGCAGUAAUUGAAACUCUGCCCCAAGAACCUUAUCUGUUUUCAUGGUUGAUGCAACACGGAUGUGGGAAGUGACAAGGUAUGAAGGAGAUCUGCUGGAUUCAAGAGCAGGCGAACUGCAUGACUGUUAUGAACAUAACUUGUUGCCCACAUAAGGGAAGAUAAAACUCUGUGCUUCACUUCAGAGAGGAGUGAGAGUGACUGAACCGAGGCAUGGCAGCUCUCUCAGCCACAAGUCAAAGGGAAAUGAAUUGCGACAUCAGACCACUGUUCAGAGACAAGUUUACUAAGCAACUCCUCUUGGCCAGAUUAUGAGGAAUUUGGUUUCUCCUCCAUGCCCUCAUGGUUCAAGAUUAAAAAAAACAAAGAUCCUCUAACCCAGUGGUUCUCAACUGGUCUAGCCUCAGGACCCACCUAAAUUUCUGAUAUUUUUUAACCAAUGACAUUUGUUUAAAUAAAAAAGGUGCAGUUUGGACCUCAGGCAGAUCAAAACAUGUGACGGAACAAAGAGACGAAAACAAAAGAAAAACAUGAUUUAAAAGUGCUUCAUAAACUUCUUGACACUUUUUUUCCCGGGCACACAUUCGCGACCCACUGAAAAUGGUUAAGCGACCCACUUUUGGGAUCUCGACCCCCCAGUUGGGAACCACUGUUUUAACAUGUGUACACAGUUAAGCACAGUUAAUUAUAACCUCACACUCACCUAUUUUUCUUCUCAGUGAAACAGGAGGUUUCUUUCAGCUACAGUAUAUGAAGUUCUCUGUUAAUAACACCUUAAAAAGUAAAGCUGUAUAUUGGUUGACUACUUUUAAUUUUUGUUACUAUAUUUUCAAAUGUGAUAUAUAUAUUAAUAUAUAUAAAGUGAUGCAAGCUUCUCCCAGACAUGUUCUAUCCUUUGAGCCUUUGGAAAACAUUACCUGAGGUAUUUUCUGGUGCUGUAUAUAACAGAUCCUAUUCAACAGCUUAGAACCAG
Molecule: messenger RNA, 2170 nt
Organism: Labrus mixtus (cuckoo wrasse)
Lineage: Eukaryota; Metazoa; Chordata; Actinopteri; Labriformes; Labridae
Exons: 13
Coding region: 218-1129 (303 amino acids)
Source: RefSeq, a predicted model, not a curated record